Messenger RNA from Rangifer tarandus platyrhynchus (Svalbard reindeer), 309 nucleotides. The record is from the annotation of a GenBank genome assembly. Lineage: Eukaryota; Metazoa; Chordata; Mammalia; Artiodactyla; Cervidae.
AUGUUGUAUAAUACACAAUGGAAUUCCCCUAUUUUCCUCUCUAUUCAGUGUCUCAUUCACCAUAACUAUCUUUCACCAAAUUCUCUCUCUUUCUCCCUCUCCCACUCCUUUCCUUCUCCCUCUCUUUCUCCUCCUGGUCCUCUUUUUCCUUCUGUUUUCCUCUGUGCUCUAUUUAUCACUUCUCUUCUUUCAGGAGAAGACUUUUUGUGUGUAAAUCAAUCCAAGAAGAUACAUGAUGACUUACAACUUAUUGUAUUUUCUUAUAUCCCUUUCACACAAGGUAACAUAAAUCAAAAUGAAAACUGUUGA